Molecule: messenger RNA, 543 nt
Organism: Cydia amplana
Lineage: Eukaryota; Metazoa; Arthropoda; Insecta; Lepidoptera; Tortricidae
Exons: 4
Coding region: 31-543 (170 amino acids)
Source: RefSeq, a predicted model, not a curated record
CCACGCCCUUUUUGCUCGUCUCGCUGGUGUAUGGAAAAACUGUGCGUCAUAUUCGCAAUCAUAAAUGCCGUUACAUGCAUACUGGCUUUCCUUAAUAGCGUGAUAUUUCUAAUUUUCCUACUAGUUCUCUGGUUCUGGAAUCUGUAUCAUGAAAAUAUUCCAACGUAUGGCGACAGCGAAGGAUGGGCUUUGUUCCUGAAUGUAUUCAUUAUCGGAGCAAUAAUAUGCAGUAUGCUAGCUGCGUCGGCACUCUACUUCGCCAUUCUGCUGUGUCUUGGAAUACAACAUGAUAACAAGCGCUACAUAAAGAUGUAUGUACAUUACGGCGUGACUGUUGUCGCUUUGAGCGUUUUGGGGUCGUUCUUGUACAUCUGGCUGUUUUGGGAACAAGUGCGAAUGGAUGCUGUCAUCUCAUUCGGAGUUUGCUUGGCUUACUCAGGAAUCCUGUUCCUCAUACACAAGACAUAUCUUGGAUCAAAUCAGCAGAAGGCAGACGACAGAUUGCUCAGCGCGUCGUACGUUCAGUCAUACGGGUGCCAAUAA